This is a messenger RNA of Xylona heveae TC161, 1101 nucleotides long. RefSeq lists its product as hypothetical. Gene Ontology annotation, biological process: autophagosome assembly; nucleophagy; autophagy of mitochondrion. NCBI's taxonomy places the organism in Eukaryota, Fungi, Ascomycota, Xylonomycetes, Xylonales, Xylonaceae. The record is from RefSeq and is a predicted model, not a curated record. The transcript has 2 exons. Gene Ontology annotation, cellular component: cytosol; cytoplasmic ubiquitin ligase complex. The coding region runs from base 1 to 1101 and encodes 366 amino acids. Gene Ontology annotation, molecular function: Atg8-family ligase activity.
AUGAAUAUUCUACACUCCACUCUAUCCUCAUGGCGGGAUAAGCUCGCUCCGAUCACGCAUACUUCAACAUUCCGCUCAACAGGCCAGAUAACGCCCGACGAGUUUGUUUCUGCGGGCGACUACCUAGUUUACAAGUUUCCGACAUGGGCAUGGGAGCCAGCGUCUCACCCGAGCAAGCAGGUCUCGUAUCUGCCGCCAAAUAAGCAAUACCUUGUGACUCGAGGAGUCCCUUGCCACCGGCGCCUGGACGACAACUUUGCCGGCGAAGCUGGACAAGAUGAGACAAUGGUCCGAGAUGGAUUUGGCGCAGGCGAAGGCGGAGACGACGAUGGGUGGCUGCGAACGGGCGGAUUGGCAGCUAGUCAGGAAGCACGCAUGAAGGAUGUCCGCACGGUCGAUGAGAGUGGAAAUAUUGGUGAACAUGAAGAAGACGAGGAAGAGAUUCCGGACAUGGAAGAUGAAGAGGAUGACGAGGAGGCAAUAAUACGGGAUCCAAAAGCCGGUGCUGGCACAACCGCCCCGCUACGGAAAUACAACCUCUACAUUACAUAUUCACCCUACUACCGCACGCCGAGACUGUACCUGUCCGGCUACCUGUCCACGUCUGAGCCUCUCGCGCCUCAGGCGAUGAUGGAGGACAUUGUAGGCGACUACAAAGACAAGACAGUCACGCUGGAAGAUUUCCCAUUUACGCAAGAGAGCGUGAAAAUGGCGAGCGUGCACCCGUGCAAGCACGCCUCCGUGAUGAAAGUCUUGCUCGACCGCGCCGACGCCGCGCUGAAGAUUCGUCUGCUGAAGCAGCGCCAGGCCCAAGUACAGGGUCACGGCCAUGGCCACGACACCGACGGCAGGGUGGAGUCCGGCCUGGCGGGCCUAGUGGAUGACACACACAACUUGAGCCUCACAGACAAAAAGGGCCACAAUGCAGGCGUUGCAGCCGCGGGCGGAAACGGGGGCGACGAAUGGGAAGUCCUCCAGCACGAGGGAGGCAAUGAGGAGGAAGAAGUCGCCAUUAGAGUCGACCAGUAUCUCGUCGUCUUUCUCAAGUUUAUGGCCAGCGUGACUCCCGGGAUUGAACACGAUUAUACCAUGCAAGUAUAA